Molecule: messenger RNA, 1041 nt
Organism: Adineta ricciae
Lineage: Eukaryota; Metazoa; Rotifera; Eurotatoria; Adinetida; Adinetidae
Source: the annotation of a GenBank genome assembly
AUGGCAUCUGCAACCCAAGAAGCAAACAUGGCUGUGUGGUACGAUCGAGAGAUUCGCUUCGAUGUGCCACCAAAUGACAUUAAGUGCCGAUCUGGUGAAUGUAUUAUCGACACUCUUAGUUCAGUCGAAGAUACCAAAGGAAACAAUGGCGAUAAGGGAAAGCUUAUCAUAACUAAUAUUCGUCUCAUUUGGCAUAGUCAUUCCUCGACGCGUACGAAUCUUUCUAUUGGUUUACAUGCACUCGUUACUAUCACUGCUCGAAAUGCCAAAUCGAAACUUCGUGGCAGCACAGAAUCAGUCUAUCUCUUGACGAAAUCAGGUUCAUCACGUUAUGAAUUUAUUUUUACAAAUUUGGUGACUGGUUCAAGUGCAAUGCUCAAUUCAAUCGUCGCUGUUCAUAAAGCUUAUGAUUCAAGUCGUCUCUAUCGUGAAAUUCGCCUUCGAUCAUCAUUACUUAACAAAGGUCAACUACGUAUUCUACCAAAAGAACGUCUGCAUAGUCGAUACAAUGGAGUAUGGAACCUAUCUUCUGAUCAAGGUAAUCUGGGUAUCUUUCACAUCACGGACAUUCGUCUCAUAUGGCACGCAGAACUGAAUGAAAACUUUAAUGUUAGUGUACCGUAUUAUCAAACUAAAAGUAUCAAAAUUCGUGAUUCGAAAUUCGGUGUUGCACUCGUUGUUGAAACAACGCCAUACAGUGGAAACUACUUGCUCGGUUUUCAAAUAGCACCUGAGGAAAAACUUCGAGAAGUUCACAAAGAAAUUAUUACCCUUCACAAAAGCUAUUUCGCCAAUCCGGAAUUUGGUGUUGAGUAUUCAAUCGAAGAACAACAACCAGAUCAGCCAGCCACGCGUCUGGAAAGUCUAGUUGAUGACAUCGAAAUCUUACAAAGCCGAGAACAUACAGAUUCAUACGCUACCUAUUUGACGGAUACGGGUAAACGUGAUCGUGAACCUGUCUAUUCGGAAGAACUUGGCUUGGCUAUAGAAAAACUACCACAGGGAUAUACUUUGAGUAGCCUAUGGGACAUUUUGAAUUGA